GCGCGUGGCCAACCCGUCCCCCUUCGGCUACCACCACGGGCCCAUCCCGUACCGGAACCAGCCCGCCGCCGCCAACAACAGUAACAAUGCCGAUGAGACUCCAAUACUAGUAUCCAUCUCGAAGGUCAACACGGGCGUCUGCGACGUCGAGGUCGACGGCGCAGGCACCAUGUGCGGCAUCACCUUCAACACCCAGCCGUCCCUGCGCCGCCACCUGCGCGACACCCACCCGGGCGCGGCGCGGGACCCGACGCGGACCAACGUCGGCGUCAGCGAGCAGGUCCAGGGCGACAACGCCAUCAAGAGGUGGGUGCUGACGGGCGGCUGGCGCGAGGCGAGGUACGUGCGCGAGCCCGGGAGGGGCCCCGAGGGAGGGGUGGUCGCGCGCUACGCCGACGCGUGCGAGCGCAUCGCCAGGGACGACGAGGGGUUCAGGAGGAAGUUUGGAGAAGUGUUCCAUAGGAGGGUCAUCCAGGAGGACCCUGACUUCCAGCCGGGCAGGAAGAGUCGGGCCAGGGCGUCUCGAGGGGGCGCGGCGGAGGCUGAGGCCUCUGCCACUCCACCGCCGCCGCCUGCCGCGCCUGCCGGACCAUCUCGAAACGCGCAGUCGGGCCCCUCGCGGAGGAGAGCUGGCGGGCCACGCCGCGGGCGGGCCACGGAGUUGAUCGUCAUAUCCGAUGACGAUGAGGAAGAUGUCAAGGUGAAGGCUGAGUGAGCCAUACUGAGAUGUGACUUCGGCCAACCACGGAAGACGGACGUCCCGGGAGCAUCAGCAGCAAUUGUUGACACGACUUGGCACUGUUGCGAAUUUGUGGAAGUGCUGUCACGUACAUACGGAGACCCUUCCACCUCUGGUAUACAUUUCGGCUCGGACGGGAGGAUGACAGGCGGGCACUUGCGCCAUGGGGUGUGGGGGUACAGUAAUCAUUCAGACAGUGAUAGCAUUCUGCUUCCGCCAAGAGCGAGCGACCGACUCUACCGGCGGCGCUCAGGAUGAAGUCUUGCCAACCCUAAUCAACCUUGGCAAUGUUUCUCUUUUCUGACGACUAUUGAUCCUUCACGUUCGAGAAGACAGUCGCCUGCAUCUAGAUACGUGGCCUGGCCAGGGAAAGGCUGCACCCAGAACGGACAUUGAUGGUCUGUGUCAUGCUUGUACCAUAACGCCUUUGUGAGCGCCAAACAGUGGUGCGCGGAUCGCACGCUGCCGACCUGGGGAUAUUCUCCCACGUGCAUGAUGAACGAUGCCUGAGCUCUUGAGGCCUGGACUCUUUUCUUUUGCGCCAAUCCAAAGUGUGGAGAGAUGUCACUGGUCCUGCCUCUUUUUCCGGAGGUUACCCUGCCUUAGGUAUGCUGUGACGCUUUUGCCGGCUGUCCGGUAGGUAAGCAAGCAGUGAGUUUC
This is a messenger RNA of Diaporthe batatas, 1399 nucleotides long. RefSeq lists its product as uncharacterized. The coding region runs from base 170 to 715 and encodes 181 amino acids. The transcript is spliced from 2 exons. NCBI's taxonomy places the organism in Eukaryota, Fungi, Ascomycota, Sordariomycetes, Diaporthales, Diaporthaceae. The record is from RefSeq and is a predicted model, not a curated record.